UUCAGCAAUAACAACUGAAAGUUUGUGUGUUAGAUCCAUGGCCAUUCUUUGUCCUUCCACUGCCAUCUACCAUCUUCUCUUCUCUUCUCUUCUUCUGUUUUUCUCAUGUUAUGUGAGCGGUAUACCCGUCUACGGAGCAGAAGAGGGCAAAGACGGAUUUCAUUCCACUCCUGUAAGUUCACUGCUGCCAAAGAACAAAUGCUCGACAUCUGCCAGAGGAGGAUCUCAAGGGCUUCCAAUAACACAAAAAUAUGGGCCAUGCUCUGGAUCAGCCCCCUCCCAACCUCCCAGUCCUCAGUUUGGUGAAAAUAACAUUUUUCUUGUUGACGUUGCUUUUGGCACACCCCCACAGAAAUUUAAGCUAAUAUUGGACACCGGCAGCAGCAUAACUUGGACACAGUGCAAAGCCUGUGUGAACUGCUUACAAGACCCCAAUCGAUAUUUCGACUCGUCGGCAUCCUCCACUUAUUCCUUUGGUUCUUGCAUUCCAGCUGUUGAGGACAACUAUACCAUGACAUACAACGACAAAUCUACCUCUGAAGGAAACUAUGGAUGCGAUACCCUCAUAUUGGAGCCUUCUGAUGUGUACCCUAAGUUUCAAUUCGGUUGCGACAGAAAUAAUAAGGGUGAUUUUGGCAGUGGAGUUGAUGGGGUGCUGGGGCUUGGACAAGGGCAGCUUUCUACCGUAUCUCAAACAGCUUCAAAAUUUAACAAAGUUUUCAGUUACUGUCUCCCUGAGGAAGAUUCCAUUGGAUCGCUGCUGUUCGGAGAGAAAGCCACUUCCCAAUCCUCCUCCUUAAAGUUCACAUCGCUUGUAAAUGGUCCUGGAACCUCAGGGUUAGACGAGUCAGAGUACUAUUUCGUCAAGCUCUUGGAUAUAAGUGUUGGUAACAAGCGACUUAAUAUUCCCAGCUCCGUGUUUGCAUCAUCUGGAACUAUAAUAGACUCGGGAACUGUCAUCACUCGCCUGCCUCAACGAGCCUAUUCAGCACUGAAAGCUGCAUUCAAGAAAGCAAUGGCGAAAUAUCCUCUUUCCAAUGGGAGGCGGAAGAAAGGUGACAUAUUGGACACAUGCUACAAUUUAACUGGAACGAAAGAUGCGUUAGUACCGGAGAUAGUGCUACAUUUUGGGGAAGGAGCCGACGUACGUUUGAAUGAAAAGAGAGUUUUUUCGGGGAAUACAUCUUGUCGUUGCUUGGCUUUUGCUGGGACCUUUGCUGGGACCUCCAAAUUUACCAUUAUUGGAAGUACACAACAACUGUCUCUAACAGUUCUAUAUGACAUACCAGGAAGAAGGAUAGGGUUUGGGGACAAUGGUUGCUCCAAGUGAGACCUAAUCCAUCCUUUUGGUUUUGUCUGGUAAUUAGGAGUGCAGGUAGAGGAUGUCCAUUAGAUGCAUAAGGAGUGGGAUGACCCAUUUCAUGUUUAAUUUGUUUGGUUUGCUCUUGUAAUAAAAUUUUGAGUGGAAAACAUAUUCCAUUCAAAUGUUUGUGGCUUGCAUAAUGUAAGGUUUGGAAUGAAUAGAACGCACUAGUUUUAUGUUGCUGAAAA
This is a messenger RNA of Vitis riparia (riverbank grape), 1551 nucleotides long. RefSeq names its product aspartyl protease family protein At5g10770-like. The record is from RefSeq and is a predicted model, not a curated record. NCBI's taxonomy places the organism in Eukaryota, Viridiplantae, Streptophyta, Magnoliopsida, Vitales, Vitaceae. Gene Ontology annotation, molecular function: aspartic-type endopeptidase activity. The transcript is spliced from 2 exons. Gene Ontology annotation, biological process: proteolysis. The coding region runs from base 38 to 1330 and encodes 430 amino acids.